Molecule: messenger RNA, 876 nt
Organism: Oncorhynchus keta (chum salmon)
Lineage: Eukaryota; Metazoa; Chordata; Actinopteri; Salmoniformes; Salmonidae
Product: zinc finger protein 436-like
Exons: 2
Coding region: 1-876 (291 amino acids)
Source: RefSeq, a predicted model, not a curated record
AUGGACACAGUGAGUGUUCCGGUGGAGCAAGCAGAUGAAGCUGUUAAUAUCAGUGAAGACAUUGGAACUGGGACAGAGACUGAAGCAGUCAAAAAGAUGUCCAAGAUGAGGUGGUGGCAGAUCAGGACGGCCAAUCAGAGACUGCUCUUCACUCGCUCCUCCGAUGUGAGGAGACACCAGCUCACCCACACGGGUGAGAGACCUUUCCACUGCUCUCAAUGCGACAGGACCUUCCAGCAUUCGUGGGACCUGACCAAGCAUGAGAAGAAACAUGGUGGGACAUCCAUCUCUUUCCCCUGCCAGCAGUGCGGGAGCUCCUUUGCCAACCUCCGCUCUCUGACAGCCCACCACAGAAGUUCCCACCUGGGCGAGAGCGACCUACCCCACCUCUGCUCCAUCUGUGGCAAGAGCUUCCCCUCCUCCUCUGAGUUGCUGGAGCACAGAAAGAGCCACGGGACCAGCCUUCAGUACAUCUGCCAGCAGUGUGGCGAAAGCUUCCACUCCCUGCUGGCUCGCUCCCAACACCGGCAGACCCACCUGGUCAAGCGGCAGUUCAAGUGCCCGCACUGCGACAAGAGCUAUACGCGCAAAGCUGAUGUGAAGAGGCACAUGUUCUCCCACAGCGGCGAACGACCGCACCAGUGCAACCAGUGUGGGAGAUGCUUUUCCUUCCUCUUCCUGCUCAAGAAACACCAAAUAGUUCACACGGGCGAGAGGCCUUUCCAGUGCUCCUACUGUCCCAAGAGGUUCACAUUGAUAUCCAUCCUGAGCAGACAUGAGAGAAUGCACACCGGGAGAGACCCUUCCUCUGCUCUCAGUGUGGGAAGAGCUUUCUGUCCCAGGGGAGCUGUCCAAGCACCACCGCUCCCACACUGA